CCGGAGGUCGUGUACCACAACACGCUAACCAAACAAUACACCCUACCUGAGCUCUCAACGCUGAAUAGGGCUGAAAAGGCUCACCACUCGACACAGUUGACCGAACACCGGAUCUCCCAUGGUUAACACGGACCCCGUACGCUAACUACCUGCCAAAGAUCAUCAGGGUACGCUAAAGAUGUUGCCAAGGCCUUGGAGUAUCGUAAUCGCUGCAAGUUGUCUUCUAACUACCGUGUUGUGUCAGAAUAAUCUGAAUGAAGCGUCCUUGAUUAACCACCUGUUACAAGACUACACGCCCGAGUCCCGGCCUGUCAGGGACUCCACUAACGCCGUCAGGGUAACCCUCGAUCUCGCCCUCUCGCAAUUGAUUGACUUGGAUGCCAAGCGGCAAGAGUUGAAGACAAAUAUAUGGCUCAGACACUACUGGAAGGACGAGUACUUGACGUGGAACGCGUCCGAGUACAACGGACUAUCGGCCAUCCGUAUCCCCAGUAAUCAGAUCUGGAGACCAGACAUCGUACUGUACAACAGGCGGUUUGAGGAGGGGUAUGCUGACACCCCGGACACAAACGCAGUGAUCUACAGCGAUGGAAGCGUCAACUGGAACUACCCCACCACGAUUCAGAGCUCCUGCGUUGUUGACAUCACGUACUUUCCAUACGACAAACAAGAAUGCCUCCUGACGUUUGGUUCAUGGACCUACGAUGGUUUUGCCAUUGACCUCUACAACAGAACAGCUGUAGGAGAUCUGAACAAUCUCAUCGAAAGCGAAGAAUGGCAGAUGUUAGAAAUGGAGGCAAUACGGAAUGUCAUCAUCUAUGGGUGCUGUCCGGAGCCCUACCCGGAUGUGACGUACCACAUCAGGAUUAAACGGAAGUCGCUGUUCUACAACUUCUACAUGGUGGCGCCGUGCAUCGUGCUCGUGCUCCUGGCCGUGCUGGGGUUCUGCCUGCCCAUGGACUCCGGGGAGAAGCUGUCCCUCGGCAUCACUAUGCUGCUGUCUCUCGUGGUGUUCGCGCAGAUCGUCAGCGACAAGCUGCCGGCGUCCUCAAGAGCUAUUCCUCUCAUAGGUCAGUUCUUUGGGAUUAGUAUCGUGGUGGUGACCUUGAGCUCUGCGGCGACCGUCAUUGCCAUGAACCUGCACUUCCACGGCCCCAUGCCGCAACACAUACCGAAGUGGCUCCGCCCGCUUCUGUACAUGCGCAGAUGCAGGUCCAACAAGACCGCCAGCACGGCAGAGAACCCGGAUCUGAAGAGCGUGUACGAGAACGUCAACCCUAAACUCGACUUGGGCCCGGUCAAACCGCCACCCAACUUCUCCUCCAGUCCUGAGCCCAACGACAACAUCCACAGCCUCAACAAAGACUCCAACAACAGCGGUCGGAUCUUCCUCCUACUGGACCGGAAGUUGGACUCCAUGAUCGCGCACCUGAAGACCAUCGUCGCCCGCCAUUACCGGAAGGACACGCGUGACGCUCGGAGUGACGAAUGGAAGCAGCUGGCCAUUGUGAUUGACAGGAUCCUGCUCGGCUCGUUCAUGUUCGUCGCUCUGGUCGCUACUGCAGUGCUGCUCGGCCCAUAUGCCGCUCAAUAAUCUCUCUGAGUCAUUUCAAUAAGGAUGUUACGAUUCGCAGGUGCGGUAAUAUGUAAAAGAUGAAGGCAUGAACAAGACAAGCAAAUCUACAAAUGGCAAAUGGAAACAAAAACAAUUUAUAAAGGUUCGUAGCCUUCAUCUUUGACAUACUACCCACACUCAGUUUCGCUGCGCAUGCGUACGUAUAAUCGUGAACCUCCUUAUUGCAAUCUUUUUCUCAGACCAUUCUUCUUUUUCAAUGUCCUUCCUCUGCCAUAUAUUAAACACUCGGAGGUAAAAUACACUUCUAGCAAUUAAAAUCUUCUCGUAAUAGUAAGGACAUUUCUGAAUCUGACUUUAUUUUUGUCAGUCGAUGUAACCACCCUUCGGCGUGUCGCACCAGAUUCGCAGGCAUGCGGCGGCAGCUGGUCAUAUCACACCAGCUAGUGACACCUGGACACUCAUAUCUUGCCAAUGCCAAUUUUCACUUAUCGUGAAAAAUAUCACAAUGGAUUAUAUGUUUCAUUUCUAAAUCCAAUGUUUAUUUUUCUGACUAAUUGUUGAUCUGAGGGUAAUUACUCUAUGGGAGCAAGAGCUACCAGAACGUCAAAUAAGAUUGAAGUAACAUUUAAUGUAACAAUCUAAUGAAAUGCCGAUACAUGUAUUUUCUUCAGCAUCACAGAUAUUUCUUACUGAAGGAAUGCAGAUAAACAUUUUAGCUGCCGUUAUAGGCAUAAAAGGAGAGUGUAAAUAUUAUAUUAAAUUUAGCCGGCAUUUUGUUUUUAUAAGAUACAUAUCUAGAGAGUAACCAAGAAUAUUUCAUUAGAUCUUACUACAAGAUAGCACAAAGAAUGUGUCAAAUCAAGAACUAAACAUCUAGAGCUGGACACGAACUUUUCUUUGUGAUUGACAAAUAUAUGUACGUUUCAUAUGUACAGAUGCGCCUAGAAAUCAGUUUUGAAUCCAUUUUAAGAAUACCGUUUCUAGUGUGUUGAAUUGGAUGUAUGUGUCAUACAGGGUUUAAUCGGCCUUUCACGGGGCCACGCACAAUCUAGAUAACUUGUCCUGCUGAGCCCGUAUAUAUAUACGGGUUGCACAUAUAUAAUGCGUGUAUGUGGGUCCGGUAUAUCUUUAUAAGUUUGGGGCAUUUCUUACUUAAAUGCUGCAUACCGCAGCAAACCGCAUCGGUUGGGUAGGUUAAUCUGCAAGAGCAGCACCAUAGGUCAAAUUUUAAUGAUCUGAUUAAUUAACCAGCUAAGGGGGUUAAUUGACAAUAAGGAGUUCAGCAGGACAAAGGUUAAUUUCUUUGUGUUUUUUUCGGGGGGGGGGGGGUAAAGUUCAGAAAACUAUUCGUAGUAUAUUCUAUUUUAGCCGGGAUUUUUGCAUGUGUAAUAUGGUGUGUGAGAACCAUACUCGUUUAUGACUUUGUCUCAAUGUGUAAGCGAUUCAACAUCAAAUGAUGUUUAUUUGUACAUAGUUUUUGUGUUUUAAGUUUUGCGCCCUACUGAUUCCUUGCCAAUAGGAUGUAAGUAUUAGGAGUGUUACUUAUUAGUAAUGUCGGAUGCAUGAAAUAUAUCAACUUAUUUUCCAUUACUUUGGU
Messenger RNA from Branchiostoma floridae (Florida lancelet), 3173 nucleotides. RefSeq names its product neuronal acetylcholine receptor subunit alpha-10-like. The transcript is spliced from 9 exons. The record is from RefSeq and is a predicted model, not a curated record. Gene Ontology annotation, cellular component: acetylcholine-gated channel complex; postsynaptic membrane; synapse. Gene Ontology annotation, molecular function: acetylcholine-gated monoatomic cation-selective channel activity; acetylcholine binding; acetylcholine receptor activity. Gene Ontology annotation, biological process: monoatomic ion transmembrane transport; synaptic transmission, cholinergic; signal transduction. NCBI's taxonomy places the organism in Eukaryota, Metazoa, Chordata, Leptocardii, Amphioxiformes, Branchiostomatidae. The coding region runs from base 179 to 1594 and encodes 471 amino acids.